Molecule: messenger RNA, 1599 nt
Organism: Suillus subaureus
Lineage: Eukaryota; Fungi; Basidiomycota; Agaricomycetes; Boletales; Suillaceae
Exons: 3
Coding region: 1-1599 (532 amino acids)
Source: RefSeq, a predicted model, not a curated record
AUGGAUAACCACUUCGACGAAGCCUGGUGUCCAGUUUGUGAUAGGCAAAUCAUGCCUAAGCGGUAUACAGUACCCGUCCUCCCACAACCUCAAGAACCCACACCUGUCCCCACGUCAUCCCCAGCAUCGUCAUCUCGUGAGUCUUCGUCGAAAAAUCAACAGAGUGACUCUACUACACGUACUUCCCGAACGAAAACUGGGGCCGUUCGCGCAAAGAAUGGCCUUGUGCAAGGUACCGGUCGUCUCAAGCCUAAUGGAGCAAUAAAACGAUCCGACUCGACGACAACGGCAAACAAGGGGCGUGCCUCGCCAUCUCAACCUCAACAACCUGUCGCACCUGUCAAGCACCGUACCGUCAUCGACCAGGGUCCAAUCCCUCUUUACUGUUCGGAUGAGUGUCGUCUCCAAGACUUGGCAAGACUUGAUGGUGCUUACCCACUCAACUACCACCCUGAUCGCUCAUCGCCACCUCUUCCUCGCGUUCCUCAUAAUUCUUUCGAGAGGCGGUAUUGCGAAUCAGAAGAUGAAUCCACCAGCACUUCCGGAUCAUCACUUGACUCAGGUUUUUCGUCUUCCGCACCGGUCGUCACUGUCUCUCGCAGUAUGGCCACGCUUGCCGCCCUGUACAACUUCCCUCCCUUACCUCCUGCGCCACCUAUUUUGUCACCGGCUGACAGCACGUCCUCAUUGAUGCCCGAGUAUCACAACGAUUAUCAGGGCGGGACAAUGAUGGCAAGCAAGCGUAUCAAGGAAGUGUUGUGCCUGCCACGCGCCAAGCCUUCGUCGUUUUAUAGUGAACCACCUCAACCUAGGAAACCAGUUCCUGGUUGGACCGACGGCGGUAGUGAAUGGCGUCAAUCAGUGUAUGGCGGAUACUCUAAACGUUCAGACAAUGCAUCUGUUGGGUCCGAGAAACCCCAGACCUCAUUUGCAGCAUCGUCACAUCGUGGUGUUCAAUGGACUUCGACACUUUCCCAGUCAAAUUCAUCUAGUGCUCUUGCUGCGCAGUGUCCUGUCUCCAACCUGCCUCCUCCUCGUUCGACUCAGUCGUACAGCGAAGAGUUGUACACCAAAUAUUCCUUGCCUCUUUCUCGCAGAUCAGAAUCACGUAUGUCGCUUUUCCCUCACUCGGCGUCUUCUUCCGCACAAUCACCUCCGCUGUCUCCUACUUCCACAUCUUCGUCCAGUCGACGUCGUCGUGAAGUCCCUCUGCUCAAGCGAGGUGCAGAGGGUCGUCUACUAGUUCCCGACGUCAUACUCACUCGAAAUAACUCGAGCAUGGGUUUGUUAUCGCAACGUGUUGCGAAACCUUUAACGCGGCACCCCAGCGAAGUGAGUGAAGACAGUAUCUUGAGUGACACCACGUCCGAAUCACUUGGUACCCGGUCCCGACCUGCACCACAAACUCGCGCAUGGUCAUACGAUAACAUCAAGACUUACCCUGUGAUGAUGCCUCCUGCAAAGAAGGAGAAACGCAUCGAGCAUCGCAUGGUUGAUGGCGAGGUUAAGGAGGUCGAAGUCGAGGUUGAAGUGGUUCAACCUGUGAAGCGCCUCUUCCUGUUCCCUGGCAAGGACACAACUCCUGUGGGACGGUCCUAA